AUGAAUCAUUUAUAUUUUACUGAGAAAGAUUUGGCUGAGGAAGACGGGUUAGGAAAAUUAAUCUAUUUAUGGACAGUUUGUGCUAUAAUGGAAGAGGUAUCGCCAAAUGAAAAAUACUUUGUGACUUAUAGUGAAGAAGAUCACUCAAUUGUCGGCUGGAAUAUCGAUGAUAUAAAUGAGGGACAACUUAAAUCAGAUUGUCAUAUCAGAAUUCCUAAUGAUAAUAUACGACAAAUAUACAUUUCUGAUGAUAAGAAACUUGCUUAUAUAGAAUUUGGACAUUUAGGAAUAAAAAUAUUUGGUACUGAUGAGGAAAUGAAAUAUUAUACGCCUGAACUUAGAAUUUCCAGUAAUGAAAAGUUUAUUUGUACAAGAAUCAAGGAUAAAGUUUUUAUUUAUUCUGUUGAAUUAGAAAUACCUAUUGUUUCUUUAAAUAUAAAUAAUGAUAUACAAUUAUAUGACAUUAUAUAUCGUACUGGUUUAAUUCAUUUAUUACUUCCUUUAUUGCUUCCUCUAUUAAGUAAUAGUAAAAUUCGGAAUUCUAUUAUGGAACAUUGUUGGAAAGAAUGUUUAAAUCGUUUAAAUAAGAAUGACCAAGAAUUUCAAAUCGAAAAUUUACUAAAAAACAUUCAAUUCACAACCAAAUAUGCACUUAUAAUUCUAGAUGGGUAUAUUUGGAAGAUUAAACUAGAAGAAAAUGCUUCUAAUAUGAAUUUUAUAUUCGAAAAUUCUGAAGAUGAUGAUUCUAAUGAAUAUUGGUAUUUUGAUAAUGAAUCAUAUGAAACAUAUGAAAACUUAAAUAUUCAUUUAUUUAAUCCCUAUAUGGAUAAUAUACAUGCAUUAUUUCAAAAAGUUAUAUCAAAUUUUAUUAUGAAACGAGAACUGACUUUAAUUCAAGGUUUAAUUAAAUGGGAAAUUAACAAUAUUAAUGAUAGUGGAAUUGAAUUGCAAAUUUUUAGUUAUGUUGAUUUUAAUAAAUGGGAUUUAAUUUGCAAACGUGUUGAAAAUUUUAGUAUUUUUGUAAAUAUCUUUUUACUUGGAAUUGAAUUAUUUGAUAAUGAUGAUAUUGUUCUAAUAACAACAAUUGGUCUUUUUAUUUAUCAUCUUAACAAAAAUAACAAAUCCAUUACUUUAAGAUAUUUUUAUCAUAUGAAAUCAUAUUAUAUGAGAGAUUUAUUACAUUAUUAUAGAAAAAUAUUUUCAAAAUCUAUUUUACCUUUAUCAAAUUGUAGUAGUUUUGAAAUAAGUGAUGGUUGGGUUUUGGAUGUAAAAAAUAAUAAGGAAAGUCUUUUGAAAUAUGGUGUUGAGUUAUUAUCAUUUGCAAUUAAAGAUCAAAGGUUGAAAUUAAUUGAUGAUAUCUAUAAAAAAUGUAUCAAUUAUUUUGAACAAGAUUUAAGAAAUAAUAGAAUGUUUUUAAGUAUUAUUACUUCUACAAUGCCUUUAUUGAAUGAAUAUUUUCCGGAUUAUGUUUCAAGAUAUUCAUUAGAAAUAUUAAUGAUUACAGAUUAUCAUUUUUAUGAUAUAAAAUAUCAACAUAGCAAAUUACAUCUUGAUUCUUUUCAAUAUCCUCAAAUACUUAAUUUAACUAAUUCUAUUUUAUGGUUAAAAUACAAUAUGUGGAUUGGUAAAUUAUCUGAAACUCAUCUGAUACUAUUCAUUGUUAUUCAACUUUUAAGUUUAUUUAUAAUUUUAAUCUUUUUACCAAUUUAUUUUGUUAUGUUUUAUAUAUUAUCAAAAUACCUUUAUAUUAAUGAUUUUUAUACAAAUGGUGCAUUAUCUCUUUAUUUUGAAAUUAUUAAAUUAUUUUCAAAACGUAAAACAACACCAGUAAUUACUUUCAUGAUUCCUUAUAUUAAUUUUGUGAAUUAUCCAAAAGAUUAUAAUUGGUUUUGGGAACUAAUUUCACCUCAACCUAGUCCAUUUGUUAACACAAUAAGUAAUGAUAUCUAUAAAACAUUGGAUGGUGAAGCAUUAAUUAAUUUUAAAUGGAACAUGUAUGGAAAAAUUUAUCACUCAAUAAUUUGGAUUGGAUUUAUGGCUUUACUUGGAUGCUUUAAUGCAGCUGCUAAAAUUCCUAAACAAUAUAUUGGUGAUGAUGUUCUAAAUCAUCUUUUAAUUGCUUCAAUUAUACUUGGAUUUAUUCAUUUAAGUUUUGAAGUUCGUCAAUUGAUUUAUAAACCUGAAAGGUGGAUGAAGGAUAUUGGGAACUGGUUUGGUAUAUAA
Rhizophagus irregularis DAOM 181602=DAOM 197198 is the source of this 2223-nucleotide messenger RNA. Lineage: Eukaryota; Fungi; Glomeromycota; Glomeromycetes; Glomerales; Glomeraceae. The record is from RefSeq and is a predicted model, not a curated record.